Messenger RNA from Penicillium argentinense, 1206 nucleotides. RefSeq lists its product as uncharacterized. The record is from RefSeq and is a predicted model, not a curated record. NCBI's taxonomy places the organism in Eukaryota, Fungi, Ascomycota, Eurotiomycetes, Eurotiales, Aspergillaceae. Bases 1 to 1206 code for a protein of 401 amino acids. The transcript is spliced from 3 exons.
AUGCGUACCCGGCAGAAACGCCCCACCUACCGGGUUCUGAACGACGAGAGCGAUGGAAAGUUUUUGCCGGAUGAUCGAACCGACCAAACAAACGAACCAAGCGAGCUACCGAAUAACCUCACACAUACUCUCCCAGCCUGUCAAGAAAGCGUGGAGAUCCUCGCCAACAUACCGGAUUGCGAGCUUUUACCUUCCGAGUCUGUGUCACAAGUGGUAGUAUCCCAAGAGAGCUCAACAGAUGCUGAUACUUCAAUCACAAGCCACUACCGCGAGAAAUUACUCGAGUUCGCCGAACUCCAGGGCAUUCAUAGCGGCGAAAACCUGGCAAUUGCAGUGGAAAAUAUGCUUAUCGAGUUGAGUCUCAAGGACAAGCUCAUUUCCAUUACAGGCGACAACGCCAGUAACAAUGAGGCCAUGGCUUCGGAGUUAUUCUUCUCUCUUUCCGACCGACCUAGUGUGGAAGAAGCAAUGCCAGCACCACUCUAUCGAAGCCUUGACAGUUACAUCAGCUGCCUGGCUCAUGUCCUCAAUCUGAUUGUGAAAAAUAUCCUCCCUAACCUAGGGUCAGGGACGAUGGAACAAGCACAAGUUGCCUGUGACUGUUUACAGGCUGGUAACUCGAUCACCGAUCACUCAGCUAUAGGGAUAUUACGGGUCCUCGCUCUUUGGAUUAACCGAAGUCCUCAGCGCCGACAGAAAUGGAAGGAGGUUUGCAGACUCAACAAUCUUCCAGACAAAUUCGUUGCGUACGAUGUGACGACACGAUGGAACUCAACAUUUCGCAUGGUCGACGAUGGCUUGAAGUCAAGGCAACAAGUCAACAAGUUCCUAAACCUUCAGGAGAAACUCCCGCCGUUUACUCUCCAAGAUUGGUCACGGCUGGAACAGAUUCACACAGUACUCCACAAGUUCAAUGAGCUUACUUUGUUCAUUUCGAAACGCAAUCCACAAAUCAGCCUCGCAGUCCCGAUUUACUAUGAGCUACACGAAUUGCUUGACGAUGUGAGGGAGGGCAAUGAUGGCAAUGCAGGGACAAUAAUUCUGGAAACGAUCCGCACCCAUCUGCAUCAGGUAUACGCGGCUAGUAACCCGGAGCAUGAUGCCGCUGCAUCACAGUCGACUUCCCUGCAGCAUAGUGAUGUGGAGUCUAGAAUGCUGAAGAAGUUGCAGGUGCGAGAUCCACCGCUGUCAGAUAUUUAUAAGUAG